CAGCUUCUGUCGUCGUUGCACCCACUCUCAUUCGCUAGCUCCCGUUGCACCCCACAGCCACAGCACUAACAGCCACCCCCACUGCUAGCCCCUACCCCCACCGUUGCAAUGCCGUCCAGCACCGUCAAGCGCUACAUCGAGCCAGCCCUGCCGCCGGGCUUUCCUCACAAAAAGACCAGAGCAGCCGCCCGCAAAAUGCCUCCUUCGCCCCCGAGAGGAGUUCUGGUCGCUCUCAAGACGCGCGCCGAAAUCCGCUCCGGCCUCCAGACGAUCAAUUGCUACAUCCUCCCCAUUCCCUCCAAGACGGCGAACGAAGUCCUUCUCGCCCUUCGCGAAAUCAUUCCGGGCAAUGAGCUUCAGCACCUCCGCCGCCUCUCGAAGCCCGCCUACCUGCCCCCCAAUGUGGCUGCAAAUUUGCCGCCGCCGGGAUUCCCGCCCGAGCAGUCGCUGCUCUACAUCCUCAUCUGCCAGACCGACAAGGCUUCUAUCCAGCAGAUCGUCGAAAUCGUUGCGAAGACGUCGCCAUUCCAGCGCAAGCACGGCCGUCCGAUUACCCCGAAGCCUGUCGUUUCCGUGAUCACGGUCCCCGCCAACUUGCCGACUUCUCCGGAGCAGUGCACUGAUUGGAGCAAGAAGUACUGGCCUACCGUUUACAAGAGGGGAAAUCCGUUCGGUCCCCAUCCGGCCCUAGUCGAGAACACGGUUGUCAAGUUGACCCGCGCGGACGAGUACAUGGCGUUGGCCCGCAAGGUUGCCCAGGAGGUUGGAGAGGCUGGAGUCGGUUACGCGUGCGGUGGUGUGGUCGUCGACCCGGAGACCGGUGAUGUUAUCGCCGCUGCCGGUGAUGGCAGGCUCCGCAAGAGUGAUAUGGGCUGGUGCAACCCACUCUCUCAUGCGGUGCAGAGACUCGUGGAAAUGGUGGCCCAGAAGAGGCUGAAGAGGGGAGAGGUGGUGUCGCCAAACAACCCAAUCACCGCCUUGACCGAUACUGAGCGCGUCUAUCUCAACACUGAGUCGAUGGAAACUCUGGACGGACAGCGCCGCAACGGAGUUGAAAACGCAGCUGAGGUUGGAGGAACCCGCGACAACAGUAGCUACCUCUGCCACAACAUGCACGUCUACCUCACGCACGAGCCCUGCGUCAUGUGCGCCAUGGCUCUGCUGCAUAGCAGAAUCGGCCUCGUGGUGUUCCAGCACAGGAUGAUCCAUACCGGAGCGUUGGUGGCCAAGAUCGACGAGGGACUCGGACUGGGCCUGUUCUGGCGCCCUGACAUGAACUGGAAAUACCUGGCCUGGCAGUGGAUGGCUGUUGAGAAGAUGACUAACGAGAUUCCUGAACACAUCUCUGCUUAGGGAGUUUGGGAUACCGACGAUGCUACGAUAUGGGUGUUUGGGUUCAUUUUAAGUCAUGGGGAGUUACUACUGUCGUGUACCUGUCCAAGAUUCUUACUGCGCCGGAUCACCCAUUUACUUGUUUGUCGGUCUACACCCGACGGACGUAGUUGUGGUUUUCCGAAUGUUUCUGUAUUUUU
Molecule: messenger RNA, 1532 nt
Organism: Tricharina praecox
Lineage: Eukaryota; Fungi; Ascomycota; Pezizomycetes; Pezizales; Pyronemataceae
Product: cytidine deaminase-like protein
Exons: 3
Coding region: 109-1353 (414 amino acids)
Cellular component (GO): nucleus; cytoplasm
Molecular function (GO): tRNA-specific adenosine-34 deaminase activity
Source: RefSeq, a predicted model, not a curated record